GCACUAUAAGGGUUGGAUUUUUUAGACAGGUUGCGGCAGCGUGCGUGGACGAUGCACACAAUUUGGUGACAAGGCAGUCGCUCACCUCAGCGUGAGCAUUGUAGCGCCGUUGGCAAAGCCCAUGAAAGCACCAGCGAUGCCACGUCGCCAAUGUGUCAUUCCCACGGUGGUGUCAGUUAAGUUAACCGACAGUUUUGUCGACAGGCUCAAUAGUGGUGAUCACUACUAUGAGCACGACGCUGUCGAGGAUUCGAAGGAAAAACGUGGCGUUCCCAUGUCCGAAGGUAGGAAUCUUGCAGCAACUAGAGUGGCACACCGGUACUGCAGUCGUCAUCUUGUGUUCGGCAAUACUAUAGCCUGUCACGCACUUCGUCUUGCUGUCCACCAAGAGAACAACCACGGACUAAUACAGGACAGGCUGUCCUGCUCAGGUUUCGCGCGGUGGAGCUACUAAAGCGUGUACCAUCAAAGAUGCCGCGGUUAUUGCUGUUGAAUCUCGAUGGGAUGGUACACUGUACCAUUUGUAAAUCGUAAAAUAAACAUCCACCUGUGUAAUCACAACA
Molecule: messenger RNA, 563 nt
Organism: Phytophthora nicotianae INRA-310
Lineage: Eukaryota; Oomycota; Peronosporomycetes; Peronosporales; Peronosporaceae
Exons: 1
Coding region: 122-454 (110 amino acids)
Source: RefSeq, a predicted model, not a curated record